Molecule: messenger RNA, 2371 nt
Organism: Eupeodes corollae
Lineage: Eukaryota; Metazoa; Arthropoda; Insecta; Diptera; Syrphidae
Product: mRNA export factor GLE1-like
Exons: 3
Coding region: 246-2261 (671 amino acids)
Source: RefSeq, a predicted model, not a curated record
UCCAAAGUGUAAAGAAGUGUAUUUCAUAUUUUAUUUCAAAGUUAAAUUAGUGCAAGAUAUAAUUAAAAAGUAAAGUUGGCAGUUUGCCACCAAAGAAAUUAACAAUCGAUAGCUUAGUGGAGGUGGCGUCCGAAGGCAGAUCCAAGGGUCGUGGGUUCGAGUCCCAGUCGGAGUCUACCAAAAAAUUAAUUGCUUUUUUUCACAACCGAGAAAUUGUGGACUUUAUUAGUUGGGAAGAGAAGCAAAUGGUUAAGGAGAAGAAAGCGGGGGUAUCGAAAGAUACCUCUGCCAACACAUCGUUCGAUGUUGCGGUGGUGCCAGCAGCGGUACCGCAAGCAACUGCAACAACAUCAGGUCAGGCAUCUGACCAAUGGAUGGAAACAACAACCAACAAAAAAAGAAAAAUCAAAAAACAUAGCCCAAAUAAAGUGGAGAGGGCCAACUCUGCUAAGCGGCGGGACAUGCGGAAGGAAAUGAAGAGUGGUAAAGGAGGAAUUACCACCGAGAGUGAGUUUUCCGACUACGCCGAGUCGGAUAAAAUUGAAUAUGUAUCCGAAGGUGGAGAGGGGCUCUUCAGGUCUCCGAAUAUGGAUUUAAUCCUAUCGGAGCCAGAGCCAGUCCCGCCGCCAACGGAGGCUUUGGAGGUAAUGGCGGACCUCCAGGAUGAAACCGAACUGGUACAGGCCCUGCAAACCAAACAGGCAGCCAUCAGCCAGUUCGAGCAAAGCCUCAACAAGCUGAAGGAGGAAAUCGAGCCCCUCCUCACUGCACUUAGACUCAAACAAGAGGCGCGCCGAAAGGAAGAGGCAGUGCAAAAACAACAGCAACAACAACUACAGCAGCAAAAACAACCACAACAUAAGCCCGCUCCCAAAAACACAGGAGCGGAGCAAAAUAAAAAGAAGCCAGCAGCAGUCACAGGCCCGGAUGUUGAGGGCCCAUCGACCUCAGCUAAAGCAAUGCAGCAGCAACAACAGCAGCAGAAACAGCAGCAGCAGAAACAACAGCAGCAGAAGCAGCAACAACAGCAGCAGAAGCAGCAACAACAACAACAGCAACACCAGAAACAACCACAGCCCAAGAAGGAGAAGCAGCAGAAACAGCAACAAAAGCCGCAGAAGCAGCAACAGCAGCAGCAACAGCAGCAGCAACAAAUGCAGCAGCAACAACAGCAGCAGAAACAGCAGCAGCAGAAACAACAGCAGCAGAAGCAGCAACAACAGCAGCAACACCAGAAACAACCACAGCCCAAGAAGGAGAAGGUGCCACCAAUUAGGACCUACCGGGUUGACCUGCAAGACUUGAAACAGGUAUGUAAGUCGGCCACUAAUGGCAAAUUUUUAAUCAAUAUUCUGAAUGAAAAAGAAAAGCGGUAUUCGGUACAGUGCUUCUCACUGGCCGAAUACAAAUUACUUAAAGAAGUGCUGAAACAGGCCACCGCUGAGUUCUUCAGCUAUACGCCUAAGAGCGAAAAAUUCCAGACGGUCCUUCUGAAGGGCAUAAGUUCCUGCACGGAACCAGAGGAGCUCUUAGCUGAGCUCCGUCAAAAAGCCACGGACGAUCUCGAUUUUAUCGGGGUCAAGCCGUUCACUACGGUGAAGUCAAGACGAGGGGGUUAUAGGCUGCCAAUGUUCCUGGUAACAUUAUCGCCCCAAAGCAGUUUCGAAAGUGUGAAGAAAAUCAAAUCUCUCGACUAUCAAACUGCACGAUGGGAUACAUUAAAAAGGCACGACGGCAUUUUACAAUGUACGAAGUGCCAGAGGUUUGGCCAUGCCAAUGCCAACUGCAAUAUGCAGUUGCGUUGUGUGAGGUGCGGAGAAACACACAAAGAAGGAGAGUGCAAGCUGGGGAAUGAGCGGGUUGAGGAUUUGACCCUGCUCAAGUGUGUCCUUUGUGGAAACCAAGGGCACCCGGCUAACUAUAGGGGUUGCCCUAAGGUCCAACAAAUGAAGCAAAAACAGGCCAGUCAAAAAGCCGAAAAAAGUCGAACAGUUCGACAGGCUCCAACACAAAAAUUCGUGGAUCCCAAAUUCUCUUACGCCCAAAUGGUGUCAGGGAGUGGAAACACGAGACAGGCUCCACCAACGGUUGCCCCAAAGGCCCCUGUGCCUAAGGCACCAGAGGUGCAGCCUGACAUUGUAGCCCUGUUGUUGAGCAUUCAAGGUCAACUAACAGGACUGCAAAGUCAGAUAAAGGAGCAAGGCAAAAGGGUAGAUCAUCUCUACUCUUUGUUGCCUGGCCUGGCGCAAUUUAGACCAUAAUGGGCGCGCUGCCGGAGACGCGCCUAAAGGUCCUAGCUGUGAAUGUAAAUUCACUGAUUAGGAUUGAACGAAGAGCCAAUAUGUUCCAAUUGUUGAAAGACUACAGUCCC